AUGGCCUAUCGACCUCAGGCGAACAAAAUUGUGGAGAGAAUGGUUCAGACCCUGACUAGGUCCAUCAAGAUGUAUGUCUCUGAUGUCGGACAGCAGGAUUGGGACGAGUAUGCAGAACGACUAACGUUUGCGAUGAAAACCGCGCAAGACCGAGUCCGGAAGGAGACACCGUUCUAUCUGGUCCGUGGUUGGGAUGCUAGGACCACCCUCGAGGCUACCUUACCUGUGUUAAAUACGCGACGUCGGGGAUCUGGACCACGCAGAUGGAGAUAUUACAUUCAGCAACACUAUCAGCGGACGAGAGCCCAGGUGAACGAGAACCUGCGAGCGGCCAGGCGAGAUCGGAUCUUAGCCCAUAAUGAAGGGUUGGUCGACCACAAGAUUCAGCCGGGAACUCAAGUGUGA
Peronospora belbahrii is the source of this 405-nucleotide messenger RNA. The record is from the annotation of a GenBank genome assembly. Lineage: Eukaryota; Oomycota; Peronosporomycetes; Peronosporales; Peronosporaceae.